ACAUAUUCAUUCCACAUUUGUCUAGCCUUGACCAGAUAAAAUUCUAUAUGUAAGCAGGAAGGUAUACUGACUAACUUCUAGUCAUCCUCCCAGGCCUAUUUCUAAUGAAUCUUAAUUCUGAGAUUGCUUUUAAGUCCUAAUGCUAACCUCUGCAGCUUAGAAUCAGGAGUGCAGCACCCCCCCCUUCCUUUCAGUGCUCUUCUUCUUCCUCAGAACUGGAGCUCUGCACAUCCCAGGCCCAGGGAAUUUUAGCCUGGAGAAUUUUAACCCUUUCCUGCUCAGAGCAUGUACUGAGCUCCUAUCUGUGCAGAUGGCCCAGCCCCGCCCCCCGUCCCUCACUCCAGCCUCUUGAGCUCAGAGCCAGUGUAAUCCUCCUCUUGUGUGAGGGAGCCUCUCCCCUGCAGAGAGGAGGAAAGCCUGCUUCGGAACAGCCCUGGACAAAGGGGCUGAGAUGCCCCAUCAAACUGCAGGCUCUAAGGUUUGAAACACGGGGAUGAAUCCUAUCUGCUCUUCAGCACCUGUUGCCUUCACUAGCAACUUUUCCUCCUCCUCUUCCCUGCACUCCCCAGAACCAAAGAAUGUGAAGGGGGUCCAUGGAGGGCUCACGUCCCCGCGCCCUGGGCGGCCAUUUAACGCCUUCACCGCCGGCCUUUGAGGGCGAACUGGAUCUGCAGCGCUACUCCAACGGGCCAGGCCUUAGCACAGGGUCUCCAGGAAUGGGAGCGGUGGGCUGGUCUGAGAGUCGCGCUGGCGAACGGCGCUUUCCCUGCCCUGUAUGCGGGAAGCGCUUCCGCUUCAAUUCCAUCCUGGCUUUGCACCUGCGGGCACACCCAGGCGCCCAGGCCUUCCAGUGCCCACACUGCGGCCACCGGGCUGCUCAGCGGGCUCUGUUGCGCUCGCACCUGCGCACGCACCAGCCCGAACGCCCGCGCAGCCCCGCCGCACGCCUGUUGCUAGAAUUGGAGGAGCGUGCGCUACUGCGUGAGGCCCGGUUAGGGAGAUCCCGAAGCUCAGGGGGCCUGCAGGCCACCCCUGCCACUGAGGGCCUGGCGCCGCCCCAGGCUCCCUCGUCAUCCUCCUUCCGUUGCCCCUUCUGCAAAGGCAAGUUUCGCACCGCAGCGGAGCUCGAACGCCACAUGCACAUCCUGCACAGGCCUUGGAAAUGCGGCCUAUGUAGUUUCGGCUCCAGCCAGGAGGAGGAGCUGCUGCAUCACAACCUGACGGCCCACGGAGCUCCUGAUCGCCCUCUGGCGGCCACCUCGGCGGUCCCCCAGCCUCAGCCUCCACCCAAACCUGAACCCAGAUCGGUCCCCCAACCGGAGCCAGAUCCCGAGCCUGAGCCCGAACGUGAGGCAACCCCCGCCCCUGCUCCUGCCACUCCUGAGGAGCCCCCUGCGCCUCCAGAGUUCCGUUGUCAAGUGUGUGGUCAGAGCUUCACGCAGUCCUGGUUUCUCAAGGGCCACAUGCGCAAGCACAAGGCCUCCUUCGAUCAUGCGUGUCCCGUGUGUGGCCGUUGCUUCAAGGAACCCUGGUUCCUUAAGAACCACAUGAAGGUGCAUGCCAGCAAGCUGGGCCCAAUGCGUGCCCCGGGGCCCGGAUCUGGGUCUGCCCGGGCUCCCCAGCCUCCUGACCUGGGCCUGCUGGCCUAUGAGCCACUGGGCCCCACGCUCCUCUUGGCCCCAGCGCCCACCCCGGCUGAGCGCCGUGAGCCUGCAAGCCUGCUGGGCUACCUGAGCCUGCGAGCUGGUGAACCCCGGCCCAAUGGUGAGGGCGCUGAGCCUGGGGCUGGCCGCAGCUUCGGAGGCUUCCGCCCCUUGCCCUCUGCUCUUCCGGCCCGGGCUCGCCGGCACCGUGCCGAAGAGCCCGAGGAAGAAGAGGAGGUUGUGGAGUCUGAGGAGGAUACCUGGGCCCGAAACCGGGCACUGGGCCCUCUGGCUUCACUGCACCCGCGCCCAGGGGAGGGGACAGGCCACUCUGCACCUGCUUCGGGGGCCCAGGCAAGGUCCACCGCCUCACAGGAAGAGAAUGGGCUGUUAGUUGGAGGGACCCGGUCUGAAGGGAGCCGGGGGGCCACUGGCAAGGAUUGUCCCUUCUGCGGAAAAUCUUUUCGCUCAGCGCAUCACCUCAAAGUGCACCUGCGAGUACAUACAGGCGAACGCCCCUACAAGUGUCCGCACUGCGACUAUGCUGGCACCCAAUCAGGCUCGCUUAAGUAUCACCUGCAGCGCCACCACCGGGAGCAGAGGAGCGGGGCUGGCCCCGGGCCACCACCGGAGCCGCCCCCUUCCCAGCGGAUUGCCCAGGCAUCUGCCAAGGCGGCUCAGCAGCCUGCCACUUGGGCGGAGGGCACCUCGAGUCCUCGGCCUUCCAGCGGCUCAGCGCCGGGAUCUCGUAGGAAACCCGCCAGUCCUGGGAGGACCCUGCGCAAUGGGCGAGGCGGUGAGGCCGAACCCCUGGACCUGUCCCUGCGGGCGGGGCCGGGAGGUGAGGCCGGGCCGGGGGGUGCCCUCCACCGUUGCCUCUUUUGCCCCUUUGCCACUGGAGCUCCCGAGCUCAUGGCCUUGCACCUGCAAGUGCACCACAGUCGCCGGGCUCGGGGCCGCCGGCCACCCCAGGCUGACGCGUCCCUGCCCUAUCUCCGAGCACCGACAGGAGAGACCCCUCCAAGUCCUCCUCUGCAGGAAGGGGAGGAGGGCCCCAGGCUGUCGAGAUCCGGAGAGGUGGGGCUGGGAGGGCAAGAAAGGUAGGGAACCCUCUUAGGGGCCAUUAGUUUAGUGAGCUUACUCCGCCGGAGCGGGGGAGCCCUAGAGGUAGUUGGGUAGAACAUCCAGCAGGGGGCAGCGUGGGACCCAUAUCCCAGCCCCAGGUGGACCAGAGAGAAGUAAAGGGUGUUGAGGGCAUAGGGGGGUGGGCCGGGCGGUACCCACUCAGCCUAGGGGAGUCACAGUGCCUUAGAAGUGGCAGGGGUGAGGAUCAAAGAACGGGGUCCCAGGACUGGCAGAGAGAGUUGUGCUCUUUCGAGGAGAUGCUCUGCCAGUCCUUGCUGGUCCAUAGGCAUGAGAGUUUAUUUUUGUACAAUGGGUGGGGGUGGGGGGCACUGUACCCUUCUAAGCCCCUUUAGGGGCCCUGUAGACGUCGCUAUUUUUGGUACGAUUCCUGUCAUCCCUGUCGCAGAGUUGUGUCCCCAAUAAACAGGUGUCUUGAGGCACAGGA
Molecule: messenger RNA, 3213 nt
Organism: Phyllostomus discolor (pale spear-nosed bat)
Lineage: Eukaryota; Metazoa; Chordata; Mammalia; Chiroptera; Phyllostomidae
Gene: ZNF219
Product: zinc finger protein 219
Biological process (GO): regulation of DNA-templated transcription
Cellular component (GO): nucleus
Molecular function (GO): DNA-binding transcription factor activity, RNA polymerase II-specific; RNA polymerase II cis-regulatory region sequence-specific DNA binding
Source: RefSeq, a predicted model, not a curated record